This is a messenger RNA of Belonocnema kinseyi, 3797 nucleotides long. It is a transcript of the gene lqf, whose product is annotated as epsin-2. Gene Ontology annotation, cellular component: clathrin vesicle coat; plasma membrane; endosome. NCBI's taxonomy places the organism in Eukaryota, Metazoa, Arthropoda, Insecta, Hymenoptera, Cynipidae. Gene Ontology annotation, biological process: endocytosis. Gene Ontology annotation, molecular function: clathrin binding; phospholipid binding. The coding region runs from base 378 to 1985 and encodes 535 amino acids. The record is from RefSeq and is a predicted model, not a curated record. The transcript is spliced from 15 exons.
CAUAUCAAUAAAUAAAAAUAUCAACUAAAAAUCAUGUUUACUAAAAUGUUUUUAAUCGGAAAAAGGAAGUUUGUUUCUCGGAAAUUGUACAAACGCCAUCUUGAUUCAUCGUAGCUUUAAUUCGCCAGAGUCAGUGCCUGUGAAUGGACUUGUCACAAUUGUUCUAUAUUAUUUUGUACGUGCUUUGUUUCGUGCAUUGUAUGCAUUGUAUGACAAAUUUCAAGACCGCGCCGAGGUUGGAGAAAGGGAUUUUAAUAAGAAGGGACGAAAGAAAAAUAUAAACGAUUUUGUUCUGAUUUGGUGCAUUUGGACCUUUUCUUUAUUCCUGGGCAACGCAUAAUCUCGUCAUCGUCGGCGUCCAUAUUUGAAAUAAAACGAUGGCCAUGGAAAAGAUGCGAAAGCAAGGGCAGGACGUCAUGCAGGUCAACUUGGCAGGAAUUAGGCGAGAUAUCCUGAAUCUCGCUCACAAUUACAGCAAUGCUCAGAAAGCUGUACGAAAAGCGACGAGCAAUGAUCCGUGGGGUCCAAGCAGUACGCUCAUGUCAGAAAUCGCUGAUCUGACGUACAAUGUUGUAGCAUUUACAGAAAUUAUGCAAAUGCUCUGGAAACGCCUGAAUGACCAUGGAAAAAACUGGCGGCAUGUAUACAAAGCCUUGGUACUUUUGGAGUAUCUCAUCAAGACUGGUUCGGAAAGAGUAGCUCAGCAAUGCAAAGAAAACAUCUUUGCUAUCCAAACUCUAAAAGAUUUUCAAUACUUGGAUGGACACAAGGAUCAGGGAAUAAAUGUGAGGGAGAAAGCAAAGCAACUAGUGGCCUUAUUGAAGGAUGACGAGAGAUUAAGAAAUGAAAGAGCGAGAGCCUUAAAGGCUAAAGAAAGAGCGGUUCAAUCCGUUCGUGGAUUCGGAAGCGAUGGAGCCGAUACGAUUUCCCCAGUGAGCGGUGACUUUCAGGAGUGGGAACCAUGUCAGAUCGCCGAGUCUACGUCAAAACCGGAAUUAGAAGCAGCAAGACCGCAAACUGUUGGCGAAGAAGAGCUGCAGUUGCAAUUGGCACUAGCGAUGUCGCGAGAGGAAGCCGAGCAAGAAGAGCAAAGAAGGCGUAGCGACGAUGUGAGACUGCAAUUAGCACUUAGUCAAAGCCAACAAGACUUUAAAGCUCCACAGGCCGAGAAGCAAAGUCACAUGCUCGAUUUGCUUGAUGUAAGCUUGGGAGAAGCUAGUGGAUCUAAUGUGCAAACUGACCCCUGGGGUGUCCCGAUCACUGCGCCGCCUCCAAGACCUCAGGGUCAAGGCGAUCCUUGGUCAGUUCCUACAACGAGCAGCACUUCUCCGCCAGUCGUCGAUCCUUGGGCUCCGACUCCCCCACAAAGACCAACUGAAAUCUCAGCGGCAACUGUCGAUCCAUGGCGAGCACCUGCUCCAUCUCCCGCAACUGUGGCUUCUCCGCGAACUGCAGAUCCGUGGACUCCAGCGGAAACCAGGCCUAUCGGAUUUAAUCUACCACCAUCGUCAAAUACUAAUUUCACUUCUGCAACAAAUGGAUUUAAUGGCGCUGGCACCAAUUUCAAUAACGUUUCGUCGCCGAAUCAAGAAAAUGCCAGUCCGCUAAACGACCUGGAUGAGUUCGACAUCAUUAGCAAUCGAAAUAAAAUGGGAGCAAGUCCUCCAGCCGUUAAUAAUGGGAGUGCAGUUUCGCCGGAUCCAUUCGAUUUAGUCGGCCUAAGCGAUAAUCUUCCUCCUAGUACUGGUGCUGUUAAAAAGACUCCUCAAUCUUUUCUCGGUGAAAAUUCUGCACUGGUCAAUUUGGACAAUCUCGUGAGUGCGUCCGCAAUCAAACCUGCUGCACCAGUACCGACAUCGAACGUUGUGUAUUCUGCGAAUCCGUUUGCUGCAGCAACACCACCACCCCGUCCUUCAAUUAAUCAGAUUCGACAAGAUCCUUGGACUGCGAGUACGACAUCUCCUGCGAAUCCAUUUCUCUCCUAGCCUGCCAAUUUUCAAUGUAGAGGUCUAAACAGCAAACCAAGAGAGCUACGUCCGAAAGUGUCUUUGAGAUUUUAUGAGCAACCUCUUACGACAAACAAAAAGUCUCUUCGUGUUACUGGAAUGAAUUUCGACUGUGACUUUUUCACAAUUGACUACGCAAGCUAACGUCUCCUCACCUCAAGAAUCGUUGCAUUUUAUCGAAUUCUCUUCUUGGGAUGCGAUUCUUUCGCGAAAAUAUCCAGUUUAUUGUAAUUAUAAUACCAUUUUUUAUUCUUUUCUCAUUUCUAUAAUAGGCCGAAAGCACGUUUUAUGCAAUAAAUCACAAAACAACACCGAAGUCAUUUACGGCACAACUGUGAAUCUUUCUCAUUUUAUUAUUAGUUUCGCGCGAAAGCUCGCUGAGGAUAGAUAGGUUUUUAUACGUGUGCUCUUUUUUUCAAGCCAGCACCAAAAUCACUGUCGAACGCGCGAUACGAAACAACCAAAUGUAAAUUGUAAAUCGAAACGCGUUUUCUACUGCAACGAAUCAUACGAUAAUAAUUGUAAUUUAAUUCAUUGUAAUCCAAUUAAUUUUAAUGCAAUUUCUUCAGCGUGCUUUGUAUCAAAUUUUAAAAAAAUAAUUUUUUUAUGGAUUUUUUUGUUCGUUGGGCGUGCUCAAAAAAAAAAAGAGGACAAAUUCGGGACUUCGAGUUCUGUUUAUUUAGAUUUUUUCUUUACAAGGAUACUUUAGCAAGUGGCAAGGGUUAGUUUUUAAGUUUGAUAAAUCGAAAGUGAGUUUACAAUUGAAGUAGAGCGCCAAGGAAUAAUUUUCAGUAUGAGGAUGAUGCGGGGUCGAAUCGCCGAUGCUUUUUCGAAUUGUAAAUAUCAUUGUUUCAAGCAUGUGUUGUUUUCAUCGUCCUGCUUCGUUCGCUAGUAUUACAGAUUGCAGAUUUUUUUGAGAAAAGCGACGAAAGGUCAAUGGCAAGCUUCAUCGGUAAGUUCUUUUGUAAAAUGACCCAUUGUGUCAUAUUCCUCUAACAACUAUUAAUUAUUGUUUUAGCAGUUUUUACGAUACACGCUAGCACUAAAUGCAUUAUUGUAAAAUGUAAACUGUGAAGUGUAAAACAGUAAAGUCGUCGUGAUCGUCCUCAAGUCGAAACUACGGGUAAUGAAACUCACGAGAAACACAUAUUCUCUCGUUCGACAGUUUUCACUUACGAAGUUUGCUUUCGACACUUUUUAUCGCAAGAGAAUUUACAUGAAGAUAAUUUACAAAGAAGCUUAUUUAUAUAAAACUAAUUUAUAACUGUUUAUUCGAGUAUUCAAGGCGUAUUUUUCGGUAAAUUAACAAAAUUAUGAAAGAACUCGAGAUGUUUGGGAAAAAAUGUAAAUUAAUUUUGGCUAAAGUGUCAAGAAAUGUUACAUUAUAAUUUAUACACUGCAUUUAAGAGACUUAUUACUUCGUUCUUGAUCCAAUGACCGGGACUGUAAUUGCUAAGUCUGAGUAUUAAAGCGGAAAGAGUUUUUUUUACCAACGUCUUCGGUUCUUGAAUUUUUUUUAUCUGUUGUAGGUUUUAACAACUGAUGCGAGAGUUAUUUUCUGAAACUAUUAAAAAAAAGCAUCAUAAUAAAUUAUUAUAUAUACAUAUAUUAUAUAUUUUAGUAGGUUGCGUUAUACACUUAUUAUUAUUAUUAUUCUGCAAAUAACUUCUGUUCUAUUUUAUUCUUGUAAUUGCGAAAAUUGUAAUUCAUCAUGAGUUAAAUCUUCGAAAUAUUUAACAUUUGGUCACUCACUAACAUGGAAGUAAAAUCAAAAAGUGAUAUAUUUAGUUA